Molecule: messenger RNA, 2014 nt
Organism: Hibiscus syriacus
Lineage: Eukaryota; Viridiplantae; Streptophyta; Magnoliopsida; Malvales; Malvaceae
Product: 2-oxoglutarate and iron-dependent oxygenase JMJD4-like
Biological process (GO): positive regulation of translational termination; protein hydroxylation; negative regulation of gene expression
Cellular component (GO): cytoplasm; nucleus
Molecular function (GO): histone H4R3 demethylase activity; sequence-specific DNA binding
Source: RefSeq, a predicted model, not a curated record
CUUUACAAUGCUCAACCUGCCUUAGAAGCUCAAAAACUCGAGAACAACUCUCCUCUAGCGAGGUCUGUCUAGUUGAUUUGUUUCACACUUAAGCAGCUGGCAUAACGAACAAACAUGAGCUUAAAAGUUGGAGGGCAAAUAGAGAAGGUGAAUGGAAGAGAACUUUCCUACUCUGAAUUUGUUGAAAAAUACUUGGACAAAAACCAGCCUGUGCUAUUAAUUGGUUUAAUGGAUGAUUGGACAGCUUCCAAACACUGGGUUUCCGCCAAUGGCCAACCUAACCUCCUCUUCUUUUCUACCCAUUUUGGUAAAUCCAAAGUUCAGGUUGCAGAUUGUGGUACAAGGGAAUUUACCGAUCAGAAAAGGAUAGAGAUGUCUGUUUCGGAGUUUGUUAAUCACUGGCUUCAGGGUUCUAAGGAGAACCUUGAUGUUAAUGGGAAGUCCGUUCUAUAUUUGAAGGACUGGCAUUUCGUGAAGGAGUAUCCAGAAUAUCAAGCAUAAACUCCACCUUUUUUUACUGAUGAUUGGCUGAAUCUUUAUCUUGACAAUUAUCGCAUGCAUGACGAUCUGGACACCGAUCAAGUGAAUAAUGAUAUAAGUUGCUCUGACUAUCGCUUUGUGUAUAUGGGAGCUAAAGGAUCCUGGACACCUCUUCAUGCUGAUGUUUUCAGAUCAUAUAGCUGGUCGGCAAAUGUGUGUGGCAAGAAAAAGUGGCUUUUUCUGCCUCCUCAGCAAGUUAAUCUUCUGUUUGACAGGAACAUGAAAAACACCGUAUAUGACAUCUUUGAUGACAUUAGUGAAACUAAAUUUCCUGGUUUUAGGAAGGCUAUCUGGCUGGAGUGCACACAGGACCGGAAUGAAAUUAUCUUUGUGCCAAGUGGAUGGUACCAUCAAGUCCAUAAUCUGGAGGACACAAUAUCAAUAAACCACAAUUGGUUCAAUGGCUACAAUCUUUCUUGGGUGUGGGAUCUAUUAUUAAGAGACUACAAGGAGGCCAAGGAGUACAUAGAGGAUAUCAAAGACAUUUGCGAUGAUUUUGAAGGGCUCUGUCAACGCAAUCUUGCAGCAAAUACAGGAAUGAAUUUUAAUGAUUUCUUCAUCUUCAUAUCACACUUUUCACUGGCCAAUGUGGUGGAGCUAUAUUAUCUACGUGGUGAAUCAACUCUGAAAAUUCAAUCUGCCAGUGCUCUGAUAGUAAAACAUUUUGCUCUGAACCUUGCAUCGAUAAGGAAAAUAGCAUUGAAGAUGAAAUCUGAAUGUGUGCAAGGAAAUCUUGGAAACGUAAAUUUGUGGGAAACUCUAAGCGAUCCUAAGUUUCUUAAACUAUGCACCGGUUUAGGCAGAAUAUAUUCAGUUGUCCCCGAGGAAGAGGACUGGAGCUGUUCCGUGAAGAAAAUUCUGAUGGCUGAUUUUGAGAAGUACGGAUCUCAAGUUUGUAGUCCAGAAGAUCUCGUUACAUUUAUAGACCUUGCCGUUUCAAAACUUGGUAGCAAUUGCAAUGAACAAAACACUCUUCUGUCAGCAAUAUACGAAAUCCAGCCACUUCAACAAAAGUAGCAUUCUUAACAGUAAUUUUUCCCUCUAUAUCCAUGUAUGCAGUCGACUCAAACGUAGACAAGAGGCUUAUGGAAGCAUUCAAGAAAAGCUUAUGCAAUGGAAGUGUAUAUGCACUACAGCAGGAAACUUGACCUUUGUAAGUUUGUUGUAUUGCCUAGAAUCAAAAUCGACACAUUUCGUUCAUCUAUAUAUAUAUAUUUAAGGGUUCUUUAUUUGGCCCCCUUUUCUUGAGCUCUCAAACAUCUAAAUGUGUGUAAAAUGAGGAAGAAAAUUCUUCUGUUAUUUACUAUGAUUGAGAAUUUAAGAUUUUAGCAGCAAACAAGAAAAGACAGACAUCACUUGCUAGAAUUAUUAACAGUUUGUAUUUUUCCCUCCAACUUUUACAUGUAUAUAGUCCCCAGCUGGGAGGGCAAAUCAACCUUCCAGGGGACCAAAAAUAUACAUUGAUUGAUAGAGA